UUCCCUCUACAGGACUCAGCUCUUGAAGGCAAUAGCCUUUAUAGAAAAAACGAAUAGGAAAAGUCGAAGUGCUAUUUUUUUCAAGGCUGCUGAAGUUCACUGACAUCUCACCGUACCUAAGACUGCUGGAGCAAUAAAACUGAGAGAAACUUUUACCAAGAUUUCUUUCCCUGCCUUGAUAUAUACUUUUUCUUCCAAAUGCUUUGGUGGGAAGAAGUUGAAGACUGUUAUGAAAGAGAAGAUGUUCAAAAGAAAACAUUCACAAAAUGGAUAAAUGCACAAUUUUCUAAGUUUGGAACGCAGCGCAUAGACAACCUCUUCAGUGACCUGCAGGAUGGGAAACGCCUCCUAGACCUCCUGGAAGGCCUGACAGGACAAAAACUGCCAAAAGAAAAAGGAUCUACAAGAGUUCAUGCUCUGAACAAUGUCAACAAAGCACUGCAGGUCUUACAGAAAAAUAAUGUUGAUUUGGUGAAUAUAGGAAGCAGUGACAUAGUGGAUGGAAAUCAUAAGCUGACUCUUGGUUUGAUUUGGAAUAUCAUCCUCCACUGGCAGGUCAAAAAUGUGAUGAAAACUAUCAUGGCUGGAUUGCAGCAAACCAACACUGAAAAGAUUCUUCUGAGCUGGGUCCGACAAUCAACGCGCAAUUAUCCACAGGUUAACGUCAUCAACUUCACCACCAGCUGGUCUGAUGGCCUAGCUUUGAAUGCUCUCAUCCACAGUCACAG
Molecule: messenger RNA, 728 nt
Organism: Alexandromys fortis (reed vole)
Lineage: Eukaryota; Metazoa; Chordata; Mammalia; Rodentia; Cricetidae
Product: dystrophin-like
Exons: 6
Biological process (GO): muscle cell development; actin cytoskeleton organization
Cellular component (GO): cell junction; Z disc; cortical actin cytoskeleton
Molecular function (GO): actin filament binding
Source: RefSeq, a predicted model, not a curated record